AUUGGUCUGACGCGUAAAGUUUGUCUUGGCUCAAUAUUCCGUGGUUUUGGCCAAUAGAUUCCCUCAGGAUCAGGCUACAUGGAGGUGGAGGCCGCUCAAUACUCGGUGCACGCGGUGUGCCGCAUCUGCUUGAAUCGCCUGCCGGAGGACGGCGUCGGAACGGGGUCCUUCGACCUGUUCCUUAUUCCCGGACUGGCCAAAAAGCUGUGCGUGUGCACCUCGCUUUCCGUAGAGCAGUCAGAUGGGUUUCCCAAGAGCCUGUGCACGCCGUGUUUUACUCGACUGGACGAUCUGCACGAGUUUCAGAAGCUGUGUGUGGACUCGGCGCAGAAGUUCCAGGACAUGGUGGCCAGAAACGUAUUUUGCCCGCCGGCGAGCUCGCAGAUCAAAACCUUUGAUUUACUGAACGUUGCCGGUAACGAGGCUGAGUUGGUGGGCCAGGAGGAGGAGGAUCGCAUCAACUUCGAUCCACUGCUGGAUCACAAAAUGGAGUUGAUCGAGAACGAGGAGGAUGUGUUCAAGAUGCUGGAGCAUGUGGACAAGGAAGCCGAGCAAGUGGAGAAGGAGGUGAAGCAGGACGAGCUGGAUGCCGCCGACCUAAUGACCAUCUUCGCGGGCGAAUCCUCCGACGAAAGCGAAGACGACUUUGACCAAGAUGCAGACUUUGAGCCGAACAGCAGUGAUGGCGACGACGAUGUGCCCCUGGCCCAGCGCUUAAAAGAAAGCGCUCGGGCGAAACCAAAAGCCAAGCGAGCCCUUAUAAAGGAGGAGGAUCAGGAAUUCGUAUCGGGUUCCGGGGAAGAGGAUGAUGAGGAGGACAAGUCGAAGACCAGGCGCAAGAGGAUUCCGGCCGGUGAACGACACCUGCACCGCAUCAUCGACUGCCAUAUCUGCCAUCAGAAGUUCAAGAAAGCCAUCCGCUACGAGGAGCACAUGAAGCACCACAACGAUCUACUGCCCUUCCAGUGCAAGGUUGAAACCUGCAGGAAAGGUUUCACCACCGCCGGCGGUUUGAGGCUCCACAUCGACCAUGCCCACACGGAGCUGUCCGAGGUUCAUUCAUGCAGUGUCGAUGGUUGCGGCAAGACCUUCCCGCGGAUCCGCCUACUCACCUUCCACUUGAAGAAGGUGCACGGCAUCACGAAGGCGGCGGCGCCGCCACGGGAUUAUCCCUGCUCUGAGUGCGAAAAGGUGUUCCGCUGCCCCAUGGCGCUAAAGAAGCACAUGUACAAGCACGACGGCAAGGAGCUGCCGUUCCCCUGCAACAUCUGUGGGAAACGGUUCGUGAUCAACAGUGCUUUAAAGGAUCACCUGAUGAGGCACGCGGGCAUCAAGAACUACGUGUGUCCCUAUUGUGGCGUGGGCAAAACCACCAGACAGGAGUGGAACACGCACAUUUUGACGCACACCCAGGAGAAGAAGUUCAAGUGCCACAUCUGCGAACAUGCCUCGCAUAACAAGCAAAGUCUGGCGAACCACAUUAAGAUCGUGCACGAGAAGAUCAAGAACUAUGCGUGCCAGUACUGUGGAAAGACCUUCGGCAAGUCGCAUGCCUGCAAGAUUCACGAGAUGACGCACGGGGAGAAGCGCUGCGAAUGCAAGGUCUGUGGCAAGAAGUUCCUCUACCCCAAAAGCCUGACCAAGCACUUGAAGACGCACGAAAAGCGAGUGCUCCGGGCCAUUGAAACCUAUCGUCAGCGGCAGGUGGAAAUGGGCGAGUCACCCGGCGACCAGGUGGACAAUACCCCAGCGCCACCGGUUGAGGGAGUAUCAAUCGAACCGAUCAUGUCACAAAACGCAACCGACGAAUUACUCAAAGUGUGCGCGGAGUCAGUGGCCACCAUACCUAAGGAUCCGCGCCGCGUCCAACGGGUGGACAUAGCCCAGUUGGCCGGCACCGCCGUAAAUCCCAUACCCUCGGUUUCGGUGCCCUCGUGGUCGCCGCAGGUGAACUUCACCAAGAAGGAGGGCAAGCACAUUUGCCCCGGUUGUGGGCAGGGCUUCAACAAUAUCGGAAACAUGAAGCGGCACUACAAAAUCAUUCACGAGAAGGUCAAAGACUUUGCCUGCCGUUUUUGCCCGAAGAGAUUCGCCAAGGCACAAACGCUGAGGCAUCACGAGUGGAUACAUACGGGGGAGAAACCCUUCGAGUGCAAGACCUGCGGCACCCAUUUCCGCCAGGAGACGGCAUUGAAGCGCCAUCAACGCACCCACGAGAAUCGCCCGCCCGUAAUCUCACCCAAGUUCUACGCCGCUCGCGAAGAGCUGGAGGAGCAGGAGAGGAGCAAGCGCGAGGCAAAGCGUCAGGCGGAGGCUAAGAGACGCGAAAUAGCCGAGGCGGCCAAGGAGCAACUCUCAUCGCUGCACAAAUUGGAAAGUAGCGAUCGCAACCUGCACUCGUACGAUGAAUAUCAGGAGGCGGCGGCGGAACGAGCAGCUGCAUCCGCCGAGCUCCAGGCGCAGCAGUUCGAAGAGAACGAGGUGAAGCGACGGGCGGACGAGGAGCGGCGCAAGAUCCAGGAGGCUGCCUAUGAGCAACUGCAGCGUCUGCAGAGCCAGCAGGAAAUCGACAAGGCGCAGAGCUCCUACGAUGGCUACUACGCACAGAAGGCACACUCCGAUGGCACAAGUCUGGACGCUUUAAAAAUCGACCAUGUCUGA
Molecule: messenger RNA, 2661 nt
Organism: Drosophila ficusphila
Lineage: Eukaryota; Metazoa; Arthropoda; Insecta; Diptera; Drosophilidae
Product: zinc finger protein 91
Biological process (GO): regulation of transcription by RNA polymerase II
Cellular component (GO): nucleus
Molecular function (GO): zinc ion binding; DNA-binding transcription factor activity; RNA polymerase II cis-regulatory region sequence-specific DNA binding
Source: RefSeq, a predicted model, not a curated record